Messenger RNA from Hyaloperonospora brassicae, 708 nucleotides. Lineage: Eukaryota; Oomycota; Peronosporomycetes; Peronosporales; Peronosporaceae. The record is from the annotation of a GenBank genome assembly.
AUGAAGACCGAGUCUGCUGAAGGGUCGACGGCAUUGACCGCCACCGCGACGGCGACAGAGAUGCUGGACCGCCAGGACUUUAUCGACAUGAACCGUGAGGUGCACGAGUACGAUGAAAUGCGCGAGCAGAUCAUUAAACGGUCACGAGAGAUUCUGAAAGCCAGCAAGCAGGCGAUCUUCGCGCUGCAUCGCAUGGACAGAGCACAAGCACUGAAGCUGCUCACGGACGCCGAAAAGGUGAUCCCGGAGCUCGUGGCGCUCGCAGAAAAGAACCCGUCGCUGCGAGACGGUGCACUGGCGUCUUCGCUGGAAGAAUACGUCGAGGCCAAGUGUCUGGGGCAUUACCUCGAGCACAAGCGUCUGCUGCCACGUCGAGACCUCUCGAUCGUGCAAAAGAAUGAGUAUCUUGGCGGCGUGAUUGACUUCACCGGUGAGCUCAUGCGACAUGCCGUCGUGAAAGCUACUGCACGAGACGUGGAAGAGGUGAGACGAUGCAAAAGUAUGGUAGAGGCCAUUUCUGGAGAGCUCAUCCAGUUUGACUUUCGGAACGGUCCACUGCGUCGCAAGUUCGACUCGGUCAAGUACAACCUGCGCAAACUGGAGAACACGCUGUACGAGCUGUCGCUGGUCACGAACUCGGGGCUGACUCUGCACGCACACUCGGUGCAAGAAGAACCGGCUGCAUCAACGCGCGAAGAGUGUGAAUAG